Messenger RNA from Echinops telfairi (small Madagascar hedgehog), 1037 nucleotides. It is a transcript of the gene PSMG1, whose product is annotated as proteasome assembly chaperone 1. The transcript has 7 exons. Gene Ontology annotation, molecular function: proteasome binding. Gene Ontology annotation, cellular component: endoplasmic reticulum. Gene Ontology annotation, biological process: proteasome core complex assembly. NCBI's taxonomy places the organism in Eukaryota, Metazoa, Chordata, Mammalia, Afrosoricida, Tenrecidae. The record is from RefSeq and is a predicted model, not a curated record. The coding region runs from base 39 to 905 and encodes 288 amino acids.
GCGGCCCCGCAGUUGAGCUGUGGAGGUAGUAACGUGUUAUGGCUGCCACGUUUUUCGGCGAGGUAGUGAAGACGCGGUGCCGCGCUGGAACAGAGGAGGAGGAGGAGGAGGAGGAGUCCAGGAGAGAGACACCCGAGGACCAAGAAGUCCGGCGGCAGCUGGGGCGGAAGAGGGAAGUCCGGCUUCUUCGAAGACAGACAAAAACCUACUUGGAAUGUGCCCUGCUGGAAAAGUAUCCUUGUUCUAAGUUUAUAAUUGCUAUAGGAAAUAAUGCAGUAGCAUUUUUGUCGUCAUUUGUUAUGAACUCGGGCAUCUGGGAAGAAGUUGGUUGUGCUAAACUGUGGAAUGAGUGGUGCAGAACCACAGACACGAUCAGUCUGUCCCCCGCAGAGGCUUACUGUGUGUUUUAUCAUCUAAAAUCGAGUCCUUCGGUUUUUCUUUGCCAGUGCAGUUGCUAUGUCGCCGAAGACCAGCAAUUUCAGUGGCUGGAAAAGGUUUUUGGCUCUUGUCCAAAGAAGAACAUGCAGGUGACAGUUCUCACAAGUCGCCAUAUCACUGACUAUAAGACUUCAGAAUCUACAUGCAGCCUGCCAGCUCCUUUCCUGAGAGCCCUGAAAACACAGAAUUUCAAGGAGUCUGUGUGUUGUCCACUGCUAGAACAGCCGAAUAUUGUACAUGAUCUCCCGGCAGCAGUUCUGAGCUACUGUCAAGUGUGGCGAAUCCCUGCAGUCCUGUACCUGUGCUACACUGAUGUCAUGAAACUAGACCCUGUGACAGUAGAGGCGUUUAAGCCUGUACUUUCUUCCAGGAGCCUGAAAGGUUUGGCAAAGAAUAUUCCCCCGAGCACAGAGAUGCUGAGGAAACUGAUGACAACAAAUGAAGUUCAGAGUAACAUUUACACAUGAUUUCCAAAAUUGUUUUGUACUGUAUGAUAUUUACCAAUUCCUUGAAUGGGAGCAGUACCCAAUUUUUUUUGGUUACUUUCUUUGGGGGGGCGGUGAGGGGCAUAAGGACAGAAUAAACUUAUUUUAAAUUCA